AUGUCUACAGCCCACAGACCAACAUGGGACCCCGCACAAGCUAAGGAUGUCAAGGGCGGGUCGCGCCAGUUCUCUGUUCGUGACAUGGCCGCCCACACCAAACUCAAAUUCCGUCAAGUUGGCCAGACAUCAGCAAACGAAGUAAAGAAACGGGAUCUGCGUGCUGAGCUACUUGCAGCUGAACAAGAGGCGAGGAACAAGAAAAGGAAAGCAGAGGGGAAGCCACCUCUCGUGGAAGACACACCGGCGCCAGCGGACGAAGAAUCUAAUAAGCGGAGAAAGCUUUUGGAGGAAGCUUUGGAGCUGGACAAAGAUGACGACGAUGAAGAAGAGGAAGAAGAGAAGGACAAAGGCGAUGAUGACGAUGAAAGUGAAGAAGAUUCUGAUGAAGAGGAGGAUGAUACUGCGGAGCUAUUGCGAGAAUUGGAGAAGAUCAAACGUGAACGUGCUGCAGAGAAAGAACGACUGGAACGGGAGCAAUCAGAAAGCGCCGCCGCGUCUCGAGAGGCAGAGAUUGCGACAGCCAAUCCUCUAUUAAAUCUUGCUGCUGCUUUGGGACAGCAAACCCAGGGAGGUGUUAACACCACUGUUCCAGGCACAUUCCAAGUGAAGAAACGAUGGGACGAUGGUAAGUUUUCGCAUCUGCGAGAUUACAAUACCUACUUUGACCCCAUUUCUGCUAUUUCUGCAGACCUUAUAUUCAAGAACCAAGCUAUGACCCAGAAGUCGACUCAAGGUAACUUUGUCAACGAUUUACUCCGGACGGAAUUCCACAAGUUCGUCUUCUAUCAUCUUAAAUUUGUUUACAUUUGGUUGACCCUGAAUUGUAUUGAAGGAAAUUUAUGGCCAAGUUUAUUAAGGUUAGACAUCGUUUCAUUUUCACAACCAAUUUGCCUGACAUCGUCGCUGUAUUAG
This is a messenger RNA of Psilocybe cubensis, 915 nucleotides long. RefSeq lists its product as uncharacterized. The record is from RefSeq and is a predicted model, not a curated record. Gene Ontology annotation, biological process: mRNA cis splicing, via spliceosome. The coding region runs from base 1 to 915 and encodes 304 amino acids. NCBI's taxonomy places the organism in Eukaryota, Fungi, Basidiomycota, Agaricomycetes, Agaricales, Agrocybaceae. Gene Ontology annotation, molecular function: RNA binding. The transcript is spliced from 3 exons. Gene Ontology annotation, cellular component: catalytic step 2 spliceosome.